Pseudovirgaria hyperparasitica is the source of this 1253-nucleotide messenger RNA. RefSeq lists its product as uncharacterized. The transcript is spliced from 2 exons. Bases 186 to 1253 code for a protein of 355 amino acids. Lineage: Eukaryota; Fungi; Ascomycota; Dothideomycetes; Acrospermales; Acrospermaceae. The record is from RefSeq and is a predicted model, not a curated record.
UAUGGCUAAUCUCGUUUUCUCUGGAGCCAUAUAUAUAAUAUACGUAGUAGUAUGGUUAUUAUGAUGUGUUACCAUUGCUCUAACUUCCCAGUCUUAGAGUUGACUACGGUCAUUCUCUAUCUUUUGCAAAUUUUCGGGUUUUCGAAAGGCACACAUGACUAUAAGCUGGCUCUCUAGUCUCUUCGAUGCUAUUCAAGACCGUGUUCACCAGAAGAUCCGUAUGGGGACUCGCCAUCUUCGUCAUUAUCCUGGUUUUAAUCGCCACUUCCGUAUCUCAUGGCCAGUGGACACACGCGGGAGAAUUAACUGGCUGGUCCAGACACAUCAAGGAUAAGCUAGGGAGCCUGGACGCUGCUCAGAACUCAACAUUAGGCUUUGAACAGAUUCUUGCACUCUCACGGGGCACAGAAUGGCGAAUUCAUGGACUCCACGCCGCGGCCAAUUUGACCGGUAUAGAUAUUGUCAUCCCUCCACAGCCGUUCAUCGGGGAAAACAUGGUCCACUUCUUCAUGGAGGAUGGCCCGGAUGAUGUCAGGAAGCCACCAUACGGGUCCGCGAAAGCCUGGAUCGCACACCUGGAUUUAUUGAAGCAUGUUAUACAGAGUGGAAGCAAGACAACCUUGAUCUUGGAGGAUGACGUCGACUGGAGCGUGCACAUAAAGAGUCAGAUGUCCACUGUUGCAAUCAAAGCUCGCGAGUUCACGAAAGCACCAUCUACCGCUAUAAGUCCCUACGGUGAUGACUGGGACAUCUUGUGGCUUGGACACUGCGGCGAAUGGUACAAUAAGGAUGAUCCACCAGAGCAUCUUAGCUGGCCAGAUGAGACUGUUUGUAGUCGUAAAGACUAUCGUAGUAUAUAUGCCCCAGAGUCUCAUCUGGGACUACCGGAAGGUCAGAGGACUAUCAUGAGAUCGGUAAGCCCGAUAUGCACAUGGGCGUAUGCUGUCACAGAUGUUGGUGCGGCUCGACUGGUGGAGUGGGCGUCAAAAGCACAAGAUCAAGCCUUUGACAUCAAAACUCGAGCUGCGUGUUCUAGCGGGCACCUGAAAUGCAUCAGUGUGGUAGAUCAGCUCUUCAGCCAAUACCAACUGAACAAUGAGAUCGGAAGUACGAGCGACAUAGAUAACUCAAUUAAGAACCCUAACGGUAUCUCCAUAGAACACGCGGAGAGUCGAAUGGGGUCAACGGUGGUUAUACGAGAAAGCGCUCGUUGCAGAGCCUUGUUUGACGAUAACUGCUUUGCGACGAAUUAG